Messenger RNA from Ruditapes philippinarum (Manila clam), 3079 nucleotides. RefSeq lists its product as uncharacterized. Lineage: Eukaryota; Metazoa; Mollusca; Bivalvia; Venerida; Veneridae. Gene Ontology annotation, biological process: positive regulation of DNA-templated transcription. Gene Ontology annotation, molecular function: ubiquitin-protein transferase activity. Gene Ontology annotation, cellular component: chromatin; nucleoplasm. The coding region runs from base 101 to 1981 and encodes 626 amino acids. The record is from RefSeq and is a predicted model, not a curated record. The transcript has a single exon.
CCAAUUACUAGAUGAAAAAUAGAUAUAUCAGUUGUAUUUGAAACUUCGGUAUUUCAUAUAAUCUAAGUCUUGCAUAAUUAAAAACCAGUGCAUAUUAAACAUGGAUUCGGAAAUAAUUGUUACAGACAGUGAUUUAGAAGAAACUAAAAAGGAUUUUCCUGUGUCUUCCGAAAAUAUUUCUUCCGAUUGCGCUGAUGCUGAGGAAGUAACGAAGCCAGCUGUUUUAAAUGACGCAGGUAAUGCAAAUGAAGGCGGGACAGAAAAAGCGGCAUGCCAGUGCGAUCCAUGUUUACUUGACAAUACACAAGUGACUGCAUGUGCAUUCUGUAUUGUGUGUGUUGAAUAUUUGUGUAAGAAUUGCUGCAGAGAUCAUAGAAAACAUAAAACAACGAGAGAUCAUGAACUAUUGUUGGAAAAUAUACCAGAUGAUCCUAAAAUUUUCAAGCACAUACGAAGAAUGGUAUCUUGUCCGAUUCACAGUGACAUAGACGUUACGCAUAAAUGUGUCGAUCACAAUACACAUAUCUGUUGCUUUUGUCUAGCCGAUUCUCAUAGAAAAUGUGAAAAUGUUUGCAGAAUUUCGGACGCAAUUACAUCGUCCGGUAACACAGUAUCUCAGAUUCUUUUGAAAAUCAAGCAACACCAAGUCGAUAAUCAGCAGAUGUCUUCAACAAAAAGUUUAAAUGUUCUAGAAUUGACGACUGAAAAGAACAAUGUCAAAGUUGAAGCCUCCGAAAUCGUUAAACAGUGUACAUCUGAACUAGUUGCAAAGAAAACCGAACUUGUAAAUGAAACAGAUCUGAUAGGAGAAUCUUACCUUAAAGCUUUAAAAGAUGACGUGUCCAAAUGCAAAGCACUGGAAGACGAAUGCAAACUCCUUUGUGAAAUUAUUGAAACGAUAGACCAGUACGGAAAUGAGAUCGAGAAAGACACAAUUUUGAUGAUUACACAAGAAAAGCUUGAUCUGAUGGACCAGGAAAAAGAUAAACUACGAAAACGUGAACCAAUGCACCUGAAUUUCAUUAAAAAUAAAGAAUGCUUUGUCGUGAGUGACUUCGGCAAACUGCAAAUAAGAAACCUGGCAAAUGAAAAUGUUUUAGUCAAAGACGAAGAUAACAGCUAUGUGCUUGAAGAGGUAGCUAAAGGAGAAUCAUCAACUUGCGCAAAUGAGAAAGAUAAUAAUGCUCAACCAGACAGAUUCACCGUGAAAAUUGGAGAUGACUUUUAUUCCUGCUCCAUUACGGGUUGUGUUAUUUUAGACGACGGUAUUAUUGUUGUUAUUGACGAAGAAAACAGAAAGAUCAAGGUGUUUGAUUCCGACUUCAUAUUUUUGUCUGGAAAUUUGUUGACAGCACCACCAAUAGAUAUUUGUAUCACAGACAUAAACACAGCUGCAAUUAUAUACAAGGUCGCAAAACGGAUAGACUUUAAGCAGAUAAACGUUGGAGUUAUUUCACACUACCGUGAACUGCCAACAAAGUUUGAAAUUAGCCGUAUAACAGCAAGUCCACAAUACCAGAAAAUAGCUCUAUUAUAUUCUUUGGGCUUCACGUCAAGAAAUAAUAUUCAAAUUCGAAAUGUUGGAGGAAAAAUUAUCCACGAAAUAUCACUUGAUAAUUCAUUUCAUUUUGCAAAUCGGGAAGAAUUCGGUAUAUGUUAUAUUGAAUGUAACCUAGUGAUUAUUGGGAGAAGUAUAGGCGUUUCACUUCUCGUACCGGCGAAAUUCAACACUUAUACACUUAUUCCGGUGAUGGCACUCGGUGACGACAUUGAUGUAACAAGGCACAUUUCAAGCGAUGCAAACGGAAAUAUAUAUAUAUGCGCACCAGCCUCAGGAUGUGUCUAUCAUUUUUUAACAGAUCGGGAGAAGCCAGUAGUUUUAAAAGCUACAGUGCCACUGUCUGUUGCAAGGGAUCACAACAGAAACAGGAUUAUAGUCGGAUGUUUCGGAAGUAAUACUGUAGAUGUUUUGCAACAGUAGAAAUACUAACAAAAACGACAUAAGGCUUACUAUGGUAUUAACUUGUGAUGCCUUUAUGAGAGUUUAGAAACUUUCGGAUGAAAGUGUGUAACAAAAGUGUGAAAGUCAACUAAAACUGAUUUUACCCUGUGCAUAAGAUGGCCAAAAAAGUUUAAUUACGAAAUAUGUUAUAAAACGCAACUUGAGUUUUAACUACAAUUUAUCUGCUGUCUUUCUCCUUUCUAGGGUGAAUAAAUAAAUUCUCUUUGGCAUAAUAAUUCUCCCUUAAAUUUAUUCAAUGCAUUUAUUCUUAUCAUAUUUCCUUUCCAAUUUGAAUCUUAUCACAACUUAAAUGUGGAAUUUUCUUGUUAAAGUAUUUACAACAAAUAUCAACGCAUUUUUUCAUGCUGCUUUUUUAUGUGAAAACGUACUAAAGAUGAUAUAUUACUGAAAUGCAGUAUUUUUGUGUCGCCUCUACAGAGUAGUACAGAGUAAUGGCGACAUACAGGGAUUACUUCUCCGUCGUCUGUACGUAGGAUCCGCCCGUCACUAAAAUUUUCCGGAAUACUCCUCAAAAACUUCUGAUGCAAUUUUAUCCAAACUUUAUAAUAGGUAUGAUAAGUACCAAGUCUAGUUGUGCAUAUAAUCGGCAACUCCUGUCGAAUGAUUUUUUGUCAGAGUUAUGGCCCUUUAAUAAUUUUUGUUUUUAAAGUUUGUCCGGACUACUCCUCUUGUAUCACUAUUGCAAUUUCAAUUAAUCUAUACAGGAAUGACCAGUAGCUCAAUUCGCGCGCGGGUUUUCCGGUUGAAUAACUUUUGGAUGAGUUAUGGCCCUUGAAUACAAACGUGUUUUGUUUGUUUCCUCUGCUACUGUAACGCUGUAGAUGAAACAUGCAGCUGGCUAUCAUUAGGCGACACAUGUGAUCACUGAUCGCUCUUGUACUUAGUAAAUAGUUGUAAAUAGUUUUUCAUUUCAAGUGAAUUUACUUUCUUUUCUUAUAGUUUUUCUUAUAGUUUUAUAUUUUAAUGGAGUGUGUAUUUGCUGUAUCUUGUUAUUUCCAGUAUUUGUUUCACCAUGUAUAUAAAAUGAACAUUUAGUUAAUAAAAUGAUUUCGUGUG